AUGAGACACAUCCAGUCCAAGACCAUAAUGACCACAUUCAACUUGAGCAGCUUCAAUUCAGGCCCUUUCAUCCUACUGGGAAUCCCAGGGCUGGAGGAGUUCCAUGUCUGGAUCGGGAUUCCUUUUUUCAUUAUCUACCUUGUGGCCCUUGCAAGCAACAGUGCCCUUCUCUACCUUAUUUCCAUGGAACGCAGCCUUCAUCAGCCCAUGUUCUUUUUCCUCUCCAUGCUGGCUGCUACAGAUCUCAUCCUAUCUAAUACAUGUGUACCCAAAACAUUCAGCAUCUUCUGGCUAGGUCCUCAGGAAAUCACCUUUUCUGGAUGCCUUACUCAAAUGUUCUUUCUCCACUAUAGCUUUGCCAUGGAUUCUGCCAUCCUGUUAGCCAUGGCAUUUGAUCGCUAUGUUGCUGUUUGCUUCCCCCUAAGAUAUACCACUAUUCUUACCCGUCAGAUUAUUACUAAAAUUGUAAUGGCUAUUGUUAGCAGGAGCUUUUGCAUCAUCUUCCCAUGUGUGUUCCUAUUAAAACGACUACCUUUUUGCCGAACACUCAUCAUCCCCCACACGUACUGUGAGCACAUAGGCAUAGCCCAGCUUGCCUGUGCGGACAUCUCCAUCAACAUCUGGUAUGGCUUUGCUGUGCCUGUAAUGACUGUUACAUCAGACCUGAUCCUCAUUGGCAUCUCCUACACUCUCAUCCUUCGUGCCAUCUUUAAUCUUCCAUCCCGAGACGCCCGCCAGAAAGCCCUCAACACGUGUGGUUCCCAUGUUUGUGUCAUUCUUAUAUUCUACACACCAGCAAUGUUCUCUGUCCUCACCCACCGUUUUGGUCACAAUAUUCCUCACUCCUUCCACAUACUGACUGCCAACCUCUACGUGGCCAUCCCUCCUGCACUCAAUCCAAUCAUCUAUGGGGUGAAGACCAAGCAGAUUCGGGAAAAAAUCAUCCUACCCUUCUUCCCUAAAAGGAACCAUUGA
This is a messenger RNA of Prionailurus viverrinus (fishing cat), 975 nucleotides long. Its product is annotated as olfactory receptor 52H1-like. Lineage: Eukaryota; Metazoa; Chordata; Mammalia; Carnivora; Felidae. Gene Ontology annotation, molecular function: G protein-coupled receptor activity; olfactory receptor activity. Gene Ontology annotation, biological process: G protein-coupled receptor signaling pathway. The record is from RefSeq and is a predicted model, not a curated record. The transcript has a single exon. Bases 1 to 975 code for a protein of 324 amino acids. Gene Ontology annotation, cellular component: membrane.